This is a messenger RNA of Parnassius mnemosyne (clouded apollo), 966 nucleotides long. The record is from the annotation of a GenBank genome assembly. NCBI's taxonomy places the organism in Eukaryota, Metazoa, Arthropoda, Insecta, Lepidoptera, Papilionidae.
AUGUACUUGCUAAGUCAAUUUCUCUUUUGGAUUUCUUUCGUCCAUAUAUCAACUCAGGGUUUUAAGAAACCAAGUUUUCACCUUAUUAGCAACACGAGUUUUGCUGUUAGGAAUGAAUCUACAUUAAAUCAAACGCGUGACAGCAUUAUAUUUCCGGAUCAUAUUUUUAGUUCAAAUUUUUUAUUUGUACCGAAAAUCACGGAGAAGUGCAAAAGGCUGGGUAUUUGCGAAGACAUUCCUAAUUAUCCUGAACAGCAUAUCGAACGACUGUUGGAAAGGAGGAAAAUAUACAAUCGGACAAAAAUUAACGUAGUAAGUGACGUUCUGAAACCCAAAUCCGGCCUAAAGUUUGGACACGAAGAAGACUUUUUGGAACUGUGUAAAUCUACAGAAAGGCUUGUCGCACCUCGAGCGGCGAAAGAUAUUAAUAACAAGUGGUAUUUUAUCUUGAAUAGAGAGAAGGAACCACAACAAAAGUUCCGAGUGGAAAUCUGCGCGAAACAGAGUGCACCAUGCUCCCCUGUUGCUCACUUUGCUCAAGGUUAUCGUGGGAGGUGUAUUCAGAAAUACGUGCUGCGUAUAAUGACAGCCAUAGAUAAGUACGUAGUAUCCCAAGCAAAUAUGUCUUCUGGAAGUGCUGAAGCAGGCAUAUACUCUGUGGCCUAUGUGACAGUUCCCAGCACAGAUGUGGGCAAGACAAUUGGAAAUGGACUGGUUAAGAAUAAGCUUGCUGCUUGCGUUAAUAUUAUACCCCAAAUCACAUCUAUAUAUGAGUGGAAGGGAGAGAUUAAUGAAGACAGUGAGGCACUGUUAAUGAUUAAAACACGUACAUCACUAGUGGACAAACUGACAGAGUUUGUGCGUGCCAACCAUCCAUAUGAAGUCUGCGAAGUGAUAUCAUUACCAAUAAAAAAUGGUAACCCACCAUACUUGAAAUGGAUUGGUGAUACUGUUAUGGAGAAUUGA